This is a messenger RNA of Phanerochaete carnosa HHB-10118-sp, 3145 nucleotides long. Its product is annotated as glycosyltransferase family 2 protein. The transcript is spliced from 2 exons. The coding region runs from base 9 to 3059 and encodes 1016 amino acids. The record is from RefSeq and is a predicted model, not a curated record. NCBI's taxonomy places the organism in Eukaryota, Fungi, Basidiomycota, Agaricomycetes, Polyporales, Phanerochaetaceae.
ACCCACUCAUGCCUUCUUUCGAGCGAAAACGGAUCCUAGUCACCGGCGGAAACGGUUUCAUUGGAAGCCACGUCGCCCGCGGCCUCAUUAGUCUGGGGCACUUUGUCAAAGUGGCUGACCUUACUGGUCGGUCGCUCUUACAAACUAGUCCAGACGAGAUCGAGGUUGCUGUGGGUGAUCUUCGUGACCGCGGCUUCGCGUACCAAGUCGUUCGCGGCGCAGACUAUGUGCUUCAUUUUGCGGCUAACAUGGGAGGCAUGGGUACGAUCCAUAACGAAAACGAAAUCACCAUCUACCGCGACAAUCAUACCAUGCUGUUGAACGUCUUGCAAGCGACUAUAGACCUCGGCGUGGAGAAGUUCCUGUUCGCCUCCUCUGCAUGCGUAUAUCCGGAAUCCCUCCAGCGGGCGGGGCAGGAUGUUUCGCUUGCGGAGAAUAACGUCUGGGCAGACCCGCCACCGCGGCCGCAAGGUCUAUACGGACUCGAGAAGCUCUGCUCCGAGCUUGUCAUCCUGCGUGGCAUUCCACCCUCGCUGAAGACGUACACUGUCCGCUUCCACAACAUCUAUGGCCCUUACGGCUCGUGGAAGGACGGCCGCGAGAAGGUGCCCGCGGCUCUCCUGCGCAAAGCUGUUGCGGCGAAGAUCUCCGGCGAUUGCGACAUAGAGCUCUGGGGUGAUGGCACACAGCGGAGAAGCUUUUGCUACAUCGACGACGCGGUCGAAGGUGUACUAAAGCUCCUUAAUUCUGAGUGCCACGACCCCAUCAACAUUGGCUCCGAAGAGGCGGUUACAAUCCGUCGGUUAGCGGAAAUGGCUGCUGAGGCCGUCGGCCUGCAAGAGCCCUCCAUACGUUCGCUCGAGGGCAUGCCGCUCGGGGUUGCAUCCAGAAAUUCCAACAACGCGUUCGUCCGAGACCAGAUUAGGUGGGAACCCCAGAUAUGCCUGCAGGAAGGCUUGCGUCGGACUGGGCAGUGGAUCGAGGAGGAGAUACGUCGUUUGCUCCCAAAUAUCGAGGAUUCCAAGUGCGCAAAUAGCUUAGAAGUUCAGAACUUGAAGAAGAGCACUUUGCUCCAUCUGCGACCACGCGGAGUCGUCUUCGCCCUUCUGCUCCCGGUCACCUCGCGCCGUGGUGUCGGUGCUCUCACCAAGGACUCAUCUGCGCUGCCUUGCCUCGACUCCCUUCAAGAUUUCGCGCGGACCCUGAUCGAGACCACGGCCGACGAUGUCUCGAGUGGCAAGUUCUCCUACCGCAUCUACCUGGCUAUUGAUGAAGAUGACAAGCCGUUGCUGGAGGGCGGCAACGCAGCCGAGCGUGCCCUCCGAAAGGCAGGCGUCACGGAGAUCACAACUCUGUUGUGCAACUAUCCCCGCGGCCGAGUCUGUAGCCUAUGGAGGGACUGCGCGCGUCGGGCCUGGAAGGAGGACUGCGACUACUUUGUCUUGAUGGGCGACGAUGUCACCCUGCACACGCCGGGUUGGAUGUCCAAGAUCCACGCCACUUUCAUCGAGAUGGAGCAGGAGACCGGGACACCCCUCGGCCUCGGCUGUGUUGCAUUCGAGGACGCGACCUUCCCCGGCAUGCCGACGUUCCCUGUCGUCCAUCGUAUGCAUAUGGAAAUAUUCGACGGCAGGGUCGUCCCAGACGUGUUCGUCAACCAGGACGGAGACCCGUUCCUCUACCAGCUGUAUCGACGCUUCGGAUGCUCGAGGUCUGUGGGAUGCGAGAUUCGCAACGCUGUCGGAGGCGGUGACGAUGCACGUUACGAGAAGGAACAUGCCAAGGACUGGACCCUCGGCGCGCUCUCCGAGGCUACCGCCAUCGUCGAGAAGUUCUUGCGCAAUGCCUCCUCCACCGCCAAACCCCCGCGGAGGUUGACUGUCGACGUCAUAAUCCCAUGUUACCGCGUAAUGCUCCCAUAUCUCGACGUAUUCCUGGCAUUGCAGGCCUCUCCCACCUGUUCCGUCAUGUUCAUCAUUAUCGUGGAUGAUCCAAAUUCGCCCAACAUCCGCGAGCUAAAGGCCAAGUAUGAGCAUCGACUAGACGUGCGGAUUAGGAUCAACAAGAAGAAUCUUGGAGCUUCCGCUUCCAGGAACCGGGGCCUCAGCGAGUCGGCGGCCGAGUGGGUGCUAUUCCUCGACGACGACGUGACACCGGAGCAAGACAUCUUGGUGCAGUUGGAGAAGUGCAUCCGCGCCCAUCCGAACGCUGCAGGCUUCGUUGGCAACGCGAAGUUCCCCCUCGCGAGGACGAUCUUUACGACCGCCGUACAUCUCGCUGGAGUGACUUAUUUCUGGGACAUCGCCUCGAAAAUGUCUGACUCGGAGGACGUCCCGUGGGGUGUCACUGCGAACCUGGCGGCUCGUCGAGACGUGCUGGAUGGAGUCGUGUACGACGUGACAUUCCCCAAGACAGGUGGCGGGGAGGAUAUUGACUAUUGUCGCAGUAAAAGGGAGUAUUCCGUGAGCCAUGGUGGGACUGGUUUCGUCGCUGCGCCUAACGUUACUGUCACCCACCCAUACUGGAACAGUGGCGAUAGAUCAUAUUGGCGGUUUUACAUGUGGGCGAAGGGUGACGGCGCCCUCGUCAAGUUGUACCCGCAGUUCGUGUACCUCGACGUCCCGAACAGCGCAGAACUGCUUCUGCUCUGCUUCGUCUUCUCCCUUGCCACGCUCGCCGCGCGGUCGUGGCUUCCCGUCCUUGGCUCCAGCUGGCUCACCGGCCUGCAAGCGACGGUCUCCGUGUUCACUGCGAACAUUGUACACGACUGCUACCGCCAUCUCUGGCGCGACGCAGAAAGGACCAAGACCAUUCAGACGAACACCGUAGGGGUCCGCUGGGUGUUAGCUGUGCUGGAGAGCUCGCUGAUCAGGAUGUUCAGCGAGUACGGACGUGUGGUGGGGUUGCUCGGACGCGGAGAUUGGGCCUUGUUGUUCCAUCGCUUCGAUUGGUUUGCCGGAGUCUGGGGUGACGGUCCCAAAGACGAGGAGAGGAGGAACAAUGCCCAACGGCUUUCACUGUCUCUUGCUCUUUUUGCUCUGUUUGUUGCUAUUCUUUAGUUGGUUCUUUCCGUUCGCGCGCGCGUACUAGCUAUAUUGUGUACAGUAUCGGUGGCAUAUUCUCCGAGCAAUCUCUCCUAUCUUCU